AUGGACGAUCUAGAAAAGGCUAUUCUUAUAAGUUUUGAUGAAUUGGGGACUGUGGAUUCAGCAUUAAAAUCACAAGCAGUCGCCUUUUGUCAGCAAAUUAAAGAGACUCCAUCAAUUUAUGGUAUAUGUAUUGAAAAACUGUGUUUUUCUAAGCUGGUUCAAGUCCAGUUUUGGUGCUUACAAUGUCUACACGAGAUUCUUCGUGUUAGGUACUCAUCUAUGAGUCCUGAAGAGAAGUCUUUUAUAAGGAACACACUGUUUUCGAUGGCAUGUUGUGAGGGUGGUGUCGAUGGUAACGGCUCAGUUAGGGUUUUGGAGGGUCCAGCAUUUAUCAAGAACAAGCUUGCUCAGGUUUUGGUUAAUUUAAUAUAUAUUGAGUACCCGCAUAUUUGGUCCUCCGUGUUUAUUGAUUUUCUGCCGAAUCUGAGCAAAGGUGCAGUGGUAAUUGAUAUGUUUUGUCGUGUUUUGAAUGCAUUGGACGAUGAGUUAAUCAGCUUGGACUACCCCCGAAGUGCUGAGGAGUUGGUUGUUGCGGGGAGAAUUAAGGAUGCAAUGAGGCAGCAGUGUAUUACUCAGAUUGUUAGAGCAUGGUACGACAUUGUAUCGAUGUACAGAAAUUCGGACCCUGAUUUAUGUGCCAGUGUUUUGGAUUGUGUGAGGAGAUAUAUUACUUGGAUUGACAUUGGGUUAAUUGUGAAUGACACAUUUAUUGGUCUGGUAUUCGAGUUACUGUUGGUUGUUGGAUUGCCAGAUCAACUCCGGUGUGCUGCUGCUGGUUGUGUUCUUGCGGUAGUUUCUAAGCGGAUGGAUACGCAAGCAAAGCUUACCCUUUUGAAGAGCCUUAAUAUAAGUAGGGUAUUUGGUUUGGUAGCCAAGGAGAAUGACUCUGAAUUUGUUUCAAAAGUGGCUUCCUUGCUAGCUGGGUAUGCUGCGGAAGUUCUAGAGUGCUCUAAGCGUUCAAACUCUGAGGAUGACAAGGGUGUAUCAAUGCAGCUCUUGAAUGAGGUUUUGCCUUCAGUUUUCUAUGUAAUGCAGAAUUGCGAGGUUGACACGACAUUCAGUAUUGUGCAGUUUCUCUCUGGAUAUUUUGCCACAAUGAAGAGCCUUUCUCCACUGAGGGAGGCACAACUGCUUCAUGUCAGUCAGAUAUUGGAAGUGAUUCGAGCACAGAUUCGAUUUGACCUGGUUUACCGUGACAAUAUUGAUGCAUUGGAUAGAAUUGGGAGAGAAGAGGAAGAUAGGAUGGUGGAGUUCCGGAAGGAUUUAUUUGCAUUGGUUCGCAGUGUAGGUCGUGUAGCACCUGAUGUUACUCAGGUUUACAUUAGAAACUCAUUAGCUAAUGCUGUUGCAUCUUCUGCUGAUAGGAAUGUUGAGGAGAUAGAAGCUGCACUUUCCCUCUUCUAUGCAUAUGGAGAGUCACUAAGUGACGAGGCAAUGAGAACUGGUACUGGUAUGAUGAGAGAGCUGGUGCCAAUGCUCUUAUCAACUAGGUUUCCUUGCCAUACUAAUAGGAUUGUAGCACUCGUGUAUUUGGAGACAAUAACAAGAUAUAUGAAGUUUGUUCAGGAGAAUACCCAAUAUAUACCCUUGGUUUUGGCUGCCUUUCUUGAUGAACGAGGUAUACACCAUCCAAAUGGGAAUGUUAGUCGAAGGGCUAGUUAUCUGUUUAUGAGGGUUGUGAAAUUACUCAAAUCAAAGCUUGUUCCUUUCAUUGAGACGAUUUUGCAGAGUCUGCAAGAUACGGUUGCUCAAUUUACUGCUAUUGAUUGCACUUUGAAAAUGCUUUCGGGAUCUGAAGAUGGUAGCCACAUUUUUGAGGCAAUCGGCUUAUUAAUUGGAAUGGAAGAUGUACCAUUGGAAAAGCAAUCUGAUUAUCUUUCAGCGUUGCUUACUCCUCUUUGUCAGCAGGUUGAGGUGUUACUCUUGAAUGCCAAAGUUCAGAACCCAGAAGAGUCUCCUACAAGGAUUGCAAAUAUUCAGCAGAUUAUUAUGUCCAUUAACGCCCUCAGCAAGGGUUUCAGUGAGCGUCUCGUAACAGCUAGUCGGCCCGCAAUUGGUCUGAUGUUUAAGCAGACAUUAGAUGUUCUCCUACAAAUUCUUCUUGUAUUUCCAAAGAUAGAGCCCUUGCGGUGUAAGGUCACAUCAUUUAUUCACAGGAUGGUGGACACUUUAGGAGCAUCUGUAUUUCCUUAUCUUCCGAAGGCAUUGGAACAGUUGCUUACGGAGAGUGAGCCUAAGGAACUAGCGGGUCUUCUGUUGUUGAUCAAUCAGCUUAUUUGCAAAUUCAACACUGCAGUCCAAGAGAUAUUAGAGGAAGUAUACCCUGCUAUUGCUAGUAGGAUAUUUAAUAUUCUCCCAAAGGAUGGGUUUCCUUCAGGGCCUGGGAGCAAUACUGAGGAAAUCCGUGAAUUACAAGAACUUCAGCGGACAUUGUACACAUUUCUUCAUGUGAUAGCUACACAUGAUCUGUCUUCAGUUUACCUUUCUGCCAAAAGUAGGGGCUACUUGGACCCAAUGAUGCAGUUGCUACUGCACACGUCUUGUAAUCAUAAGGAUGUUACUGUCAGAAAGGCAUGUGUGCAAAUAUUUAUUCGACUUAUUAAAGACUGGUGCACUACGCCUUAUGGUGAAGAAAAGGUACCUGGGUUCCAAAAUUUUGUAAUUGAGGCCUUUGCAACAAACUGCUGUUUGUACAGCGUGCUUGACAAGUCCUUUGAGUUUCAUGAUGCGAAUACUCUUGUCUUGUUUGGAGAGAUAGUAUUGGCUCAGAAGGUCAUGUAUGAGAAGUUUGGCAAUGAUUUUCUUGUUCAUUUUGUAUCAAAAGGUUUCCCCACUGCACACUGGCCUCGAGAUUUGGCAGCGCAAUAUUGUCAAAAGUUGCAGUCUUUGGCACUGACUGGUCCUGUUCAAGUUUUUGGGAUUGCAAAGCCCAAGACUGAGCUUGCCUGGUUUCAGGCCAAUGACUGCAUUCUUUUUGCAGCUGGUAAUGAUAUCAAGGCGCUCAAAUCAUUCUACCAGUCACUAAUUGAAAAUUUGAGACUGCAACAAAAUGGAACUCCUGCCAAGUCAUUUUUGUCACCAAAGGUGUUUAUCAAUAGCUUUUCUGUGCAUCCUAUAUCAAACUUGAUACCCUCUGUUCAGUAUAUCUGUAAGGAUGCGCUUAUGUUUUUGAGUGUUUGCAGGGUUCUUUAUUUGUUGUACAUAUCACUUUCUGGCUGUUACAUGGACGGCGAGGUAUGGAUGAUUACUCUCUGA
Messenger RNA from Ilex paraguariensis (yerba mate), 3255 nucleotides. The record is from the annotation of a GenBank genome assembly. Lineage: Eukaryota; Viridiplantae; Streptophyta; Magnoliopsida; Aquifoliales; Aquifoliaceae.